AUGUCAGUAGGCUUGAACCGUUACUCCAAACUCUGCACCAUCCUGUUUUUACCAUACAGGCAGUGCACUAAUACAAACCAAGAGAUCUCAAGUGUGGAAGAUUCUCUCCACCAAUUGAGAGAAGCCCUCCGAAGCAAGGAUGGUCCAAUGAAGGUGGCCACCACCAGGUUCGCCGUGCGAGCCAAGCGUCCCAAUGUUGAGCAGACUCGUGAUUACGUUCACGGAGGUCUCCUCUCUGAGAUUAACGAUAUCAAUGGCUCCCAGGAGGCCCUUAAGCAACAAAUAGCAUCUGCUGAGGAGACUCUUCACCGUCUGCUGAAGAACAAGGAGCGACUCCAACAGGACAUUGCCAUCAAGAAGAAGAGUAUCCAGAUUGAUGAACAACAGUGCUUGAGACUGAGGAAGACUCUAUCGUGGAGAGGAUUCAGACCCGCUGGUAUGUAAGAUAUUUACUGCGUCAGAAGACUCACAUCGCCAUGGAGACCACGUGUGGUUACAGUGACGUCACAUGAUGUUCUGUCACGUGAUUCCAGCGAGCGUUUAGACGAGGUUAUUGAUAGUGAUGCUUGAACCGUUACUCCAAACUCUGCACCAUCCUGUUUUUACCAUACAGGCAGUGCACUAAUGUUAGUCUCAUAGUAUGUUUUAUCUUGCAUGCCUGUGGGCAUGUAGCUAGCGUUCAAUUUUAUUUAUGAUCGUUAUUUUUCGUGGAAAAUGGAAGUUGGACCAUGUGAAAGAUUUGAUAGAUUCAAUUUUCAUCUGAAUUUUCCAUGCAGCAUUUGGUUAAUGAUGAUAACAAAGAGAAAAAUGAAAAUAAUAUGUAAAACUGAAUAUUGUGCAAAAUGUUAUAUAUAAGUAUUUUG
This is a messenger RNA of Bolinopsis microptera, 863 nucleotides long. Its product is annotated as tektin-4-like. Gene Ontology annotation, biological process: cilium movement involved in cell motility; cilium assembly. Lineage: Eukaryota; Metazoa; Ctenophora; Tentaculata; Lobata; Bolinopsidae. Gene Ontology annotation, cellular component: microtubule cytoskeleton; nucleus. The coding region runs from base 1 to 444 and encodes 147 amino acids. The transcript has 4 exons. The record is from RefSeq and is a predicted model, not a curated record.